CUCAACAUGAACACUUCCUAGAGACUUCUGGGACGCCAUGAGGUCCAUGCUGUUUCUUCUCUUGACGUCUACGUUGGUCGGAACUUUGUUGGCUCAGUACCCGUAUCAGUAUGGAAUGUCCAGACAAGUCACAUUUCCUGCGUCUUACGCAAUGCCAUCCUGCCAGACACCUUGCCAGACACCCUGCCAAUGCUGUCCAACCUCUCGUGUGAGCGUAGUUCCCUACAACUACUGUCCCCCGCACUACUUGCAGCAGAACAUCGUACCACCGCCAUGCCCCGUCUACCAGCCAACCCCCAUCUACGUGCCGAUACCACCCCCGCCGAAGGACUGCUCCUGUGCCCACACCACGGGACAUCAGCAGUAUCCUGAACCCGGACAUCACCCAACAACCCGACCUCACCCGAACCACCCGUCUAUACCCGGACUCAGCGAUGCAGAGAGUAAAAAGUUACUCCCCCACUUGGCUAACUCCGGAAACCACCCAUGUGUCGUCCAGUCGGUCAUCGUCGGGGGGAAGAAGGAUCAGGAAAACGAGAAGGAGAAGGGGGAGAAAGACAAAGGCAAGGAAUGCAAGAAGAAGAAAGAAUGGAAGAAGAAGUGUUCCGAAGAAGUAGAAGAUGACGACCACGAAGACUGUUAUAGAAAGAGAAGACAUAGACGUAUGAGGAAGAAUCGUCGCCGGUCCUACUCAGAAUACGAUCCGUUGUACGAUGAGGAUUAUUACGAUUAUGUACGUCGUUGUAGCCAGUGCAACGGCGGUGGGGGAGCUGAUGUUAUCAUAACAAGUGGAGACCGUGGUAUCACCCCCUUUCUUUAAAAAUUAGGCCUAAUUUACUCGGGGAAAAUGUUUUAGAAGAAGACUGCUCUCAAAAAUGCAAUACAAUAUAAUCUCUUAGUCUUGUAACCAAAUCAAAUGUUUAACUGAUUGGAACAUGCUGUCUAAAUGUCCUAAGUACUUAAUAACUUUUGUAGUUUUAAAAACUUUGAGUUUUAUUGUACACAUGUAGAAAUAAAAAU
This is a messenger RNA of Macrosteles quadrilineatus (aster leafhopper), 1020 nucleotides long. RefSeq names its product PHD finger protein 20-like protein 1. The transcript has 4 exons. Bases 38 to 820 code for a protein of 260 amino acids. The record is from RefSeq and is a predicted model, not a curated record. NCBI's taxonomy places the organism in Eukaryota, Metazoa, Arthropoda, Insecta, Hemiptera, Cicadellidae.